AUGGACAAGGGGACUGUGAGUGUAUGGCCCCGCCUGGAGCCCUUCCUCCUUGGGGCGCUACAAGUGGCACCUCCAAGUAAACUCGGUUUGCACUAUCUGCGCAAAAUGGCAACUUAUGUGCGUACGAAAGAGGGUUGCUUUCCCACCUUGGGCUGGCACAUGUGGAGGCACAUCGCCUGUGGUAAGCUUCAGCUCCCAGAGGAAGUAGCUUGGCUCUACUUCGAGACUUUUGACCUGCUUGUUCCCCACACACCAGAGGAGAGACUGGAGUGGGCGGAGGUUUUGUCCCAAAGCUCUACACCUAGAGAACUGGAUAGACAGCGAAGUCGGCUUUGUGUGGACACUCUGCAGUUCCUCCUCUUCCUCUACCUGCAGCAGCUGAACCGCGUAUCCCUGCGUACCUCUCUGAUUGGGGAAGAGUGGCCUAGUCCUCGCUCUCGUUCCCCCUCAACUUCCUCUGAACGAGAAACCAAAACUACCUGUCAAAACAAGAACUGGGACGACCAGGCACACCUCACCUUCAUUCAGACACACCUGUCAGAGAUUCUGGAGCUGCUAUUGGACCCAGGCCAGUUGAGUAGCUCGGGUCAGAUGGUACGUGACAGCCAGCUCUCUGUGGAGGCAGUGCAGGCCCUCAGUCUUCUGUUGGAAGGGUCGGUGAGCCAUGGGCGGACAGUGCACCCUCUCCACAGGCUGCUGAACUGUGGCCCGGUCCAAGCCCAGGUUGGGUACUCCAAACUCAGCCGCUCCUUCUCCCUGCAGCAGUUCCAGAGUUGGCUUCGUCAGGCCCUCACCCUCAACCCUUUCGGCAUCUCAGCAUGUCUGCGCUCAGGCAAGAAACUGGCAUGGGCCCAGCAAGUGGAGGGGGCAAUGAAGAGAGCAAGGAUAGCACGGAACACCCACGUGGCACCCCUCGGCAGCAGAGUGGUGCUCAUGUCUCAGGUGUACAAACAGACAUUAGCUAAAGACUCAGAUAAGCUGGCUAGGACCAACCUUAAACUACACCGCUGCAACGAAGCAUUCAUCUACCUGCUCUCCCCGCUCAGGUCUGUCAGUUUGGACAAAUGUCGAAACAGCACAGUGGUGUUAGGGCCAGUGGAGACCAUUGUACACGUUCAGAGCUGUGAGAAUGUGCGGGUGGUAUGUGUCACUGGUCGCCUGGCGGUGGGUGCCUCCUCACACUGCACCAUCCAUGUCCUCACCCCAAUGCGGCCUCUUCUCUUACCCGGCAACACAGCCCUCACCCUGGGACCUUAUCAUACGCAUUACCCCUCUUUGGAGGACCACAUGGCUGCUGUGGGCUUGGCGGUAGUGCCCAAUGCCUGGGACCAGCCGCUGCUGUUUGGAGCUGAGGGAAGUGCACCAGACACAAGCUGCUAUCGCUUACUGCCACCUACAGAGUUCUGCCCUCUAGUGGUGCCCUUCAAAAUGGAGGGGGACACCUGCGAGAUUCCGGGGGGGCUGCCGCCAGCCUAUCAGAAGGCCCUGGAGUGCCGCGAACAGAGGGUCCAAGAAUGGCAGAGAACGGUGAAGGACGCACAUUUGAAUAAGGAGGAGCGGCGGCAGUUCCAGGCUCUGGUAGAGCAAAAGUUCCAUGAAUGGCUGUUGGAAACGGGGAAAAGGCAAGAGCUGGACAGUCUUCUUCCCCCUACCCACACACCUGCCUCCAACCACACAGGUGACCAUGCGGACGGGAACGUGACGGGACCCGUGCUGCGGCCGACGAAUCAUGACGCACCUGCUCAGGCAGGGGAGCCAGCGACAACAGUGUGCUGA
Messenger RNA from Chanos chanos (milkfish), 1776 nucleotides. RefSeq names its product TBCC domain containing 1 (gene tbccd1). The record is from RefSeq and is a predicted model, not a curated record. The transcript has 6 exons. Gene Ontology annotation, biological process: maintenance of Golgi location; maintenance of centrosome location. NCBI's taxonomy places the organism in Eukaryota, Metazoa, Chordata, Actinopteri, Gonorynchiformes, Chanidae. Gene Ontology annotation, cellular component: spindle pole centrosome. Bases 1 to 1776 code for a protein of 591 amino acids.